CUAGGGUUGGACCGUGCAGGCACGGGCGGUCAGCUGCGCCGCAGCUUUUCCGGCUCCGCAGGGUCACGGAGGAAGCCAGCUCCCCUAGUCCAGGCCGAGCUUGCACUUGCAUCUUGUUUGCUGCUGCUGAACCAAGAUUCAGCUGUGCGCCUUCCUUGCAGUCUCCUGGAACCAGCAGGAGGAAACAUGGGGGAUACUGGCCUGAGAAAGCGGAGAGAGGAUGAGAAGUCGAUCCAGAGCCAAGAGCCCAAGACCACCAAUCUCCAAAAGGAGCUGGGCCUCAUCAGUGGCAUCUGCAUCAUCGUGGGCACCAUCAUCGGCUCUGGGAUCUUCAUUUCCCCCAAGUCUGUGCUCAGCAACACGGAAGCUGUGGGGCCCUGCCUCAUCAUAUGGGCGGUUUGCGGGGUCCUCGCGAUGCUGGGCGCCCUGUGCUUUGCGGAACUUGGCACGAUGAUCACCAAGUCAGGGGGCGAGUAUCCCUACCUGAUGGAGGCCUACGGGCCCAUCCCCGCCUACCUCUUCUCCUGGGUCAGCCUGGUGGUCAUGAAGCCCUCGUCCUUCGCCAUCAUCUGCCUCAGCUUCUCCGAGUAUGUGUGCACGCCCUUCUACGUGGGCUGCAAACCUCCUGUAAUUGUUGUGAAAUGCCUGGCCGCUGCCGCCAUCUUGUUCAUCACGACGGUGAACUCACUGAGCGUGCGGCUGGGAAGCUACGUCCAGAACAUCUUCACCGCGGCCAAGCUGGUGAUCGUAGCCAUCAUCAUCAUCAGCGGGCUCGUGCUCCUGGCCCAAGGAAACACAAAGAAUUUUGAGAAUUCUUUCGAGGGCGCCCAGCUGUCUGUGGGAGCCAUCAGCCUGGCGUUUUACAAUGGACUCUGGGCCUACGAUGGAUGGAGGCCGAGAAGACCCUCAGGACUCAUCUCGCUUCUCUUACAGACGUUUGGUGACCGUGUUCUCUAUCCAGCGUCUUGGGUCGUUCCACUUUUUGUGGCAUUUUCAACCAUCGGUGCUGCUAACGGGAGCUGCUUCACAGCGGGCAGACUCAUUUAUGUGGCGGGCCGGGAGGGCCACAUGCUCAAAGUGCUUUCUUACAUCAGCGUCAAGCGCCUCACUCCAGCCCCCGCCAUCAUCUUCCACGGUAUCAUAGCAACGAUUUAUAUCAUCCCUGGUGACAUAAACUCGUUAGUUAAUUAUUUCAGCUUUGCCGCAUGGCUCUUUUAUGGCCUGACGAUUCUAGGACUCAUCGUGAUGAGAUUUACAAGGAAAGAGCUGGAAAGGCCUAUCAAGGUGCCCAUAGUCAUCCCUGUCUUGGUGACAUUCAUCUCUGUGUUUUUGAUUCUGGCUCCAAUCAUCAGCAAGCCUGCAUGGGAGUACCUCUACUGUGUGCUGUUUAUAUUAAGCGGCCUUAUAUUUUACUUCCUGUUUGUCCACUACAAGUUUGGAUGGGCUCAGAAAAUAUCAAAGCCAAUUACCAUGCACCUUCAGAUGCUAAUGGAAGUGGUCCCACCGGAGGAAGACCCUGAGUAACAAGCUCCAUCUCUUGUAGCCAAGUCAAAGCUGAAUUUAUUUUCUUAAGCAAUAUUUGUGGUUAUUUCUUCCUGAUUUUUUUCUUAUGAAUAAAAUAUACUCAGAUGUUUAAAA
Messenger RNA from Mandrillus leucophaeus (drill), 1638 nucleotides. RefSeq names its product solute carrier family 7 (amino acid transporter light chain, bo,+ system), member 9 (gene SLC7A9). Gene Ontology annotation, cellular component: membrane. The record is from RefSeq and is a predicted model, not a curated record. Gene Ontology annotation, biological process: amino acid transmembrane transport. The coding region runs from base 187 to 1524 and encodes 445 amino acids. The transcript has 11 exons. Gene Ontology annotation, molecular function: L-amino acid transmembrane transporter activity. NCBI's taxonomy places the organism in Eukaryota, Metazoa, Chordata, Mammalia, Primates, Cercopithecidae.